This is a messenger RNA of Danio rerio (zebrafish), 1400 nucleotides long. Lineage: Eukaryota; Metazoa; Chordata; Actinopteri; Cypriniformes; Danionidae. The record is from RefSeq and is a predicted model, not a curated record.
AUGCAGAGGUUGUGUUUGGGAAUUGUGACUAAUAUUACACUCUUUCUUUUCAGACACCCCUUUUCUGGCCGUGAGGUUCCCAUCUCGAAUGGUUCUGGCUUUAUAAUAAGUAGUGAUGGCCUGAUAGUGACAAAUGCCCAUGUGGUCGCCAACAAGCGUGGUGUUCGUGUCAAACUGACCAAUGGUGAGACUUACAACGCCACAGUUCAGGAUGUGGACCAGGCUGCUGACAUCGCCACCAUCAAAAUCAAUGUUAAGAAUCCUUUACCAACGUUGCGUCUUGGCAAGUCAUCUGAUGUGCGUCAAGGUGAAUUUGUGGUUGCCAUGGGGAGCCCCUUUUCUCUUAAAAACACCAUCACAUCUGGAAUCGUCAGCUCUGCUCAGAGAGACAGUAAAGAACUGGGUCUCUCCAACUCCAACAUGGACUACAUCCAGACGGACGCUACCAUAGAUUUUGGAAAUUCAGGAGGGCCUCUCAUACACAUGGAUGGUGAGGUCAUCGGCAUUAAUACCAUGAAAGUGACAGCAGGGAUUUCCUUCGCUAUUCCCUCAGACAGAGUCCGUCUCUUCCUAGACCGAUCUGUAGAUAGAGUAAGAUCUUGGUUUGGAGAAUCGGGAUCAAAAAGGCGUUACAUUGGAGUGAUGAUGUUGACUUUGACCCCCAGUCUUUUAUUAUCUUUAAAUUCUCUUUUUCCCCUCCUCACUAUAAUCGAAGAGCUAAGGAUGCGAGACCCGUCCUUCCCUGAUGUUUCUCAUGGAGUUCUCAUCCACCGUGUGAUUGUAGGAUCUCCAGCCAACAGAGCCGGAAUGAAGCCAGGAGAUGUUAUUAUUGAGAUCAAUGGGGUAAAGGUGAACACGUCGGAGGAGAUAUAUAAUGCUGUGAGGACCAGCGAAAGCUUAAAUGUGGUGGUCCGCCGGGGGGCCGACCUGCUCAUGCUGCACAUGACCCCAGAGUCCACAGAGUGACAAGUCAAGUAUUUAGUAAGAUUAAGAAAUGGUGAGUAAUGAGAAGCUGUCAUAGUUGGAGAUGUUGUAAGAAAGGAAUCAUCUAAAGAGUUGAACAGUUUUAGCAAACGCUGGACAUUCGUGUAGUAAACGUGUUUCUGGAAGCGUAUGAAAUAAUGUGGAUGAUUCAGACUUCUGUACACUGGAUAAACCUCAGUGUGUCUGCGCAAACUACACUAUCAGUAUUGAUUUGAAGGAAUAUCACUGAAUAUUUUGUUUAGGAUUGUCAUGAUGGCAACAAACACUCAACGACCUUAAUAAAACUGGGUGCUCUUAUUGUGAAAAUGCUGAUGUUUUGUAUUGAGUCUCACAUUCUCAUGUUACGACGUUUGUAUUUUAAUACAUUUUUCUGAACAGCUCUGAUUUCACAAUAAACCAUUGGAAUAUUUAUGGAU